Messenger RNA from Parasteatoda tepidariorum (common house spider), 2052 nucleotides. The record is from RefSeq and is a predicted model, not a curated record. NCBI's taxonomy places the organism in Eukaryota, Metazoa, Arthropoda, Arachnida, Araneae, Theridiidae.
AUUUCGUUAAGUUUGGAAUCUGGCAAUAUUUUUUUAUUAAUUACGAAAAAUGGAGUUUCAGAUUAUUAACAAAUUCAUUUUGCCGGUAUUAAGCUUUGUAAUCGCAGUGUUCGGAAUCUAUCAACUAUAUUCUCAUCGUGAAAAAAAUAUGUGCGAGAUGACAUACAUGUUUGAAUACCCAGAAUAUAUGAGAAUCCCUAUAAAACCUGAUCAGUUCAAUAAAUUUGCUCGCUAUGCAUUAUAUGUGUACGGUGAAGGGAAAUAUUUUGAAGAAAUCGAAAAUGGGAAAUUAUCUGGAAUUCCAGUCCUGUUUAUACCUGGAAAUGCUGGAAGUCAUCGUCAAGUUAGAUCCCUGGCAUCUGUUGCUCUGAGAAUGGGACAUUCUUUGCAUUCCUCUAACCAUUUUAAUUUUUUCACAAUAAAUUUUAAUGAAGAAAUAUCUGGGCUUUACGGUGGAACUUUAAUGGAACAAACAUAUUUUGUGAAUGAGUGCAUUAACCACAUUCUCAACAUGUACCCAACAAAUAAAAAAAUAAUUCUGAUUGGUCACUCAAUGGGUGGUGUUCUUUCCGAAGCUAUAUUUUCUCUUCCUUCAUUUGAUUCAUCUAUUAUUUCAUUAAUCAUCACUUUAGCAGCACCUCUUAAAGCACCUGUGAUUGUGCUUGAUGAAAAAACAGCAGAAUUUUAUAAAAUGAUUCAUGAAGCAUGGAAAUAUAGAUUAAGGAGUUCACUCAUGAAUGUCCCUUUAGUGUCCAUUGGAGGUGGGGACAGAGAUAUCCUUGUAAGAAGUGACCUAACAUUUAAUGAAUUUAAGCACAAAAGUAUAUUGGAUGUUACUGCUAUGACCAAUUCUAUACCAGGUGUUUGGGUUUCUGCAGAUCAUUUAGCUAUUACUUGGUGUAAGCAGCUGAUACUAACUAUUUGCCGUAGUCUAUUUGAUUUAAUUGACCCACAAACUAAUCAAAUUACCAGCAAGCCAGAUGUUAUUGAGAAAGUGCUGAAAUAUCAUUAUGUUCGCCGACCCUCUGGUAAACAUUAUUCGAGACUACCUUCAGUUCCUAUUGGAACAUUUCCUCCAUCAGGUCAAUGGAUUGAACAGGAUAGCAAUGCCUGGCGUUUUUCUCGGUCUAAGGUUCUUUCUGCAAUAUAUCUUCUGAUUCCAAUCACACAUGAUGACAGUAUACUGAUUAUUGCCACUGGCCUUGUUAAAAAAGAGUGGAUAUAUGGAUGUACUGAACUGUCUAAAUCAGAAAUGACAACAUGUUCAGUUGGGGAGAAUUUGUCAGACAAAGGUCAAAUUAUUCCAUCCAAAAGUAAAAAAGGGGAAAGAAGAAUGAUUGUGGUUGAUAGUGAAGAGCUGAAAGAUAAGAAAUACUUGUAUCUUCUGGUUUAUAUCACUCCUUUGGACUCCCAGGUUGAUAUUAUUGGCGAAAGGUUCAAUUCUAAUCUCCGUUCCAAAAAUAUAGAGCUUCCAUCCCUUAUACAAAGAUUCUUCAAGCCACCUGUCAGACUUUUAAGUGUCUCAUUGCCUGAACAAUCUAUAUUCUUCAACAUUACACUCAAAAAUAGUUAUGGUAUAUAUGAGUCUACAGAACUGCAACUUGAAACAAGACUUUGUAGAGCUGGAAGUGUUGUUGGUCAAGGUCUUGUGAAAAUUCAUCUGCCUUGCAACAAUGAAGAUUCUUAUCACCAUAUCAGGACUACAAUGGGAGGAUUAACUACUAUACCUGUAAAACCUCACACCCUACCUUCAUUUGAAUCUGGCUGUGAAGUCCAUUUAGAGUUAUAUUUAGAUCCAGAAUGCAGCAUUGUUUUAUAUGCCAAAUUCCCUUUCUAUCUUGCCUCAAGUCAAGUAAUACUUCUUUAAUUUAUUAUUCUUGUAAUGCUUUUGUGCUCUUGAAAGAGCUUUCUUUUAUUCAAAGUAUCAAUAACAAACAACACAUUGUUCAGCCAGUGGCGUGUAGAGACGUUUGGGUGCCUAAUGAGUCUUCUCAAUUAAAUGUUUUUGAAAAGAAGGGUAUUGCUUCUGCAGGGAGAAAAAGAAAACAAUUU